AUGAACGGGGAUCUCAGUCUAUCCCAGUCCCUGGGAGGACUACGAAUAGCCAACCCAGACGAUUCGCCCCUUCCAGAGGAUGCGACCGGGUCAAUGGCCCAGCAGCCGUUCGGAGGCCCCGGGUCGGUAUCAACACACAAUUCCGAGUCGACCUUCCCGCCCGCUCCUAUCGAAGUCCCCGAAGAGCGCCGACCUUCGUAUAUUCCAGACGCAGUGCCCGGUCCAUACCAAGCAUAUGCCCCACCGCACUCAACACCGCCGAACAACCGACCCCUGUCCUCCGUAUACGCGAAUGGUUCGGCAACUUCCAUUCUCCCCCGUGACAACAACUAUCGCAUACGAACCGAUUCCGGUGCUUCCUCCACAUCGGGCUCCCAGGCGCGAGUCGACACACGAGGAGGCUCGUCCGCACUGCAUGCCGGUGUACUCGCGCGCGACAACUCCCACAGCGACCGGUCCUACCGAACCACCCAGCUCGCCGGGAACGCCCCGGCGGUGAUGCGGCAGACGUCUCGGGCACACGCAAGACCGGGCGGCGCGCCUCAGAUGGCUCGAUCGUCUUAUAUGGGGGAGAACGGCCCGAUGGCUAGUAGCGAGGAAUGGCAGGAGCGUGGGGCGGCGGUCUCGGUCCGCCAGGAGAUAGAUGCGAACGGCCAGACCGUCUCCCGCUUCGUCAAGAAGGGGGUGCGGGAUUUCUCGUUCGGAACUACUCUCGGAGAGGGCUCGUACAGUACCGUCGUUCUGGCUACGGACCGACAGACCCUGAAGGAAUUUGCGAUCAAGAUCCUGGACAAACGACACAUCAUCAAGGAACGAAAGGUCAAAUACGUGAAUAUCGAGAAGGAUACGCUCAACCGCCUCACCGAACACCCGGGUGUCGUGCGGUUGUAUUAUACGUUCCAGGAUGAACAGUCACUAUACUUUGUGCUGGAUCUGUGCAAAGGAGGAGAGCUGCUGGGCGUCCUCAAGCGGAUGGUCACAUUUGACGAGGAAUGUACGAGGUUCUACAGCGCGCAGAUCCUCGAUACUAUAGACUACAUGCACAAACGCGGGGUCAUCCACCGAGACCUGAAGCCAGAGAAUGUGUUGCUUGAUUCAGGGAUGCACAUCAAGAUCACGGAUUUCGGUACCGCCAAGAUCCUGGAGAAGCCACGAGCAGACUCCAACUCGAAUGGCAUGCCACCUCUCGACUCGAAUGAGAUUCCCAAGGAAGAGCGCGCCAGCUCCUUUGUCGGCACGGCGGAAUAUGUCAGCCCCGAACUCUUGACCGAUAAAAACGCUUGCAAAGCCAGCGACUUAUGGGCGUUUGGCUGCAUCAUAUAUCAACUUCUGGCUGGCCGUCCCCCCUUCAAGGCUGGAAAUGAGUAUCAGACCUUCCAAAAAAUCGUCGCCCUCGACUAUGAGUUCCCCAUCGGUUUCCCUGCCGUGGCCCGUGAUCUCGUUGAACGCCUCCUGGUCUUAGAUCCUGCCCGACGUCUCCAGAUCGAACACAUCAAGAACCAUGAGUUCUUUACCGGCGUGACGUGGGGACCAGAUAUGUGGAAGCAGAAAGCUCCUCGUUUGAAGGCCUAUGUCCCUCCGGCGCGCGACCCCAUCAAGCUCAACGAGAGCAAAGACGGGGAGACCCUGGCCCCGGUCGUCUCAACGGCCCCCUCCAACGCGCCAAAUGCCAGCUCUCGCCAUCUUCCACGGGUGGUGACCGAGCUUCCACCUCCAAGCCAGUUGGAUAUCGAAUGGUCCCCAGUGCUCAACAAAUCCAACGAACGAAUUUUGAAGCUGGGCAAUUUUGUCGUUCUCUCUUCGGCCGCUUCCCACAGUCCCACGUCCAAGAACAGCAGUGGUGAAUUCGAGGCACCGAAGAAAUUCUCCCGCUUCUUCUCGGGAAGCACUACUAAGAAGCGACAACGUCUGGUGAUGGUCACAUCAUCCGCACGCAUCAUAAUGGCCGCGUCAGGCGGCGACGACAAGAAGGUCAAACUUGAAAUCUCACUUCUCGCUCCAGGGACGAGUUAUAGAAGCACGACAGAUUCAAAGGGAGUAUCCUCGUGGAUUGUGGACACGAGAGAGAAGCACUUCGUUUUUGAGGAUCCGAAGCCCUCCUCCAGCAGCGUUGGACCAACAGCCGUCCAAGUUCAAGAAUGGCUAGACGCACUGGACCGGUCUAAGGAGAUGGCUCUACAGCAACAAAAUGCAGGCUUCUCCGAUGACGCCUACCGUGAUCUGUCAUCAGGGUUUCCCAGCCCCGCCAACACGCUAGACCGCACAUCCGACAUGCAGAAAGACGAUAGAGCCCCACCAUCAUCAGGUCGCAAUCAUCUCGUGAAGCAUCAAGCUACCGACUCCGAGUCAACAAAGGGAAGGAAGCGAUUCAGCAAGCGGCAUUCCAAGAACGGACUUGCGGCUGUCUUCUAG
This is a messenger RNA of Penicillium olsonii, 2412 nucleotides long. NCBI's taxonomy places the organism in Eukaryota, Fungi, Ascomycota, Eurotiomycetes, Eurotiales, Aspergillaceae. The record is from the annotation of a GenBank genome assembly.